AUGGAUAUCUCUUUAUACAGCCAGUCUCAAUCGCUGCUUGCCCAAGUCGCGGCACAAUGUACGGCGGGCAAAGCGCACGGCUUCAUGUCAUCAUCUAUUUACGAUACGGCUUGGGUAUCUAUGAUACAGAAGCCUGGGGACUCAAAAAGCUGGCUAUUUCCAGAGUGCUUCAAUUUCGUACUCCAGAAUCAAAUGUCAGAUGGUGCCUGGACGUCUUACGCAUCGGAGAUAGACGGCAUCUUGAAUACGGCCGCUGCUCUUUUGGCCGUGAUCAAACACCUAAAGGAGUCGCCUGAUAAUGAAGAUCUGAUGCUCAGGAGUCAGAAGGCAGAAUCCGCGCUUACACGGAUGCUCAGAAGCUGGGAUGUGGGGGCUACAGAUCAAGUUGGGUUCGAGAUUCUUGUCGUAAAACAUCUCUCUUUGCUUGAAGACGAAGGGAUCGUCUUUGAUUAUCCGGGGUUAGCAAGCCUGAGAGCUAUUCAUAAUGCCAAAUUAGCAAAGCUUCCCGUGUACAAAGCACCGUCAACCCUUCAUCACUCUCUUGAAGCAUUAAUUGGACGUAUUGAUUUUGACAAGACGAAAUGUCAAAGGGGCGACAACGGCUCAAUGUUCAAUUCCCCAUCAUCAACUGCAGCCUAUCUCAUGAAUUCAUCCACUUGGGACACAAUGGCUGAAUCAUAUCUCGAAGAUGCCCUUAUGUAUAGCACAGGUAAAAGGGACGGAGCCGUAGCUUCUGCUUGGCCAACAACAGUGUUUGAAGUCUCUUGGGUCACCACAAUACUUGCUGAAGCUGGAGCCCCUAUUGGCGUGGUAGAGUCCUCUGCUAUUAGUAAAUUUCUUGAGGGAGCUUUGACAGCGCAUAACGGGAUUGUUGGGUUCGCACCUUCAAUUCUCCCAGAUGCAGAUGAUACGGCCAAAACGAUAAUGGCAUUGCGUUACCUAGGUAGAUCCGCUGAUGUUGCACCUCUAUUAGAGGCGUUCGACGCAGAUGAUCAUUUCAAAACCUAUCAAGGAGAACGAAACCCUAGUUUCAGUGCAAACUGCAAUAUUCUUACAUGUUUGCUGAUGCUGGAUGACCCAGCGCCUUACGUAUCCCAGAUAACGAAAGCAACUAAAUUUCUAUGCAAGCAAGCAUUCAGCGGAGACGUGAGAGAGAAGUGGCACACACAUGAGCUGUACUGGAUGAUGCUCCUAUCCCAAGCUUUCGUACGAAUCUGGCAUCACAUGAAGAUUGAAGCUGGGAGUCUCCGCGAUGGUCUCUUUUCCAGAGAACCACAGCUGAGGCAGUAUAUCCCUAUGAUAUCGCUACAUAUUCUAGUGAAAACACUUGGUUCUCAGGAGACCAAUGGCUCAUGGGGUAGCAUAUGUGAAGUAACGGCUUACGCCGUCUUGACGCUGUCUUCGCUGGCGCAGAUCCCCUGGGUUCAGGAGCUUCAUGAUGACAGAAUUAUCGCCAGUAUCAACAGAGGACUGUCGUUUCUCAAACUUCACAGAACCCAAUGGGAUAAGGGGCAUUAUCUGUGGGUUGAAAAAGUGACUUAUUCAUCCGACAUUCUCUCCGAAGCGUAUUGCCUGGCAGCUGCUAUGGGUCCAGCUACUUUAACCUACCAGUCUAAGAUACCUCACGCAUUUUCAUUACCAGAAAAACUUGCUGCUGGCGUCAAGAAGGCGAUGGAUAUUACUAAGGGGACUCCGCUGCUCGCCCAUACCGAACCACAAAUCCUCCAAGAAGCAGAGCUGGUAGCCGUUUACGCUCUUUGCUAUCUGCAACAAAAGCACGUAGAGAUAUUUCCGCAGCCAGAAGGUGGAAAAAGAGACCAUAAGUACCAGAUAUUUACACCAGUUAUAUGGGCUGUCUGCAAUGCAACACACGGCAACGCCAUUAGCCUGUCAGCGAUGUGCGAGAUGGUAACAUUUUCCACGCUGAUCUACCAGGUUGACGAAUACAUGGAAACCGUGAUCGAAAAAGUCUUCAAAAAGCAUCUUCCUGUAGUCGCUAGACUCAUCGCGCAACUAUGUCAAGAUAUCAGCAUCACAUCGGAUGGUAAUUACCCAGAUGGAGGAGAAGCGACAAGCUCGUCUUAUGGACUGGUGAAUGGCGAGAGCGUUGCCCUCGAGGAGGCAAAGUACGUCUUCAGUCGUUUCAUCAGAUACGUUUUGAAGCACCAGGCGGUUCUUGCUAGUCACAAGAGUGUACAGCAAAGACUUGCUUAUGAGCUGGAGAUAUUCCUCACCGCUCAUGUCACUCAGGCGAUGGAUAAUCAGCAGCUUGCUCUUCAACAAGAGACCAAUGCGACAUCUCCUUCUACGCUUCGCGAAUACCUUAGUCCUGGACGGACUUUCUACAGCUGGGUACGAAGUACGUCAGCAAAUCACACGUCGUGUCCCUUUUCUUUUGUUUUCUUCAACUGUCUGGUUCCAAAGCUAUCGUCCAGAGUCUUCAAAACAGCAAGAUCAUCUUAUCUUGCCGAAGACAUGUGCCGUCACCUUGCCAGCCUGUGUCGCAUGUAUAACGACCACGGUUCGGUAGCGCGGGAUAGAGAUGAGGAUAACUUGAAUUCGGUGAACUUUCCCGAGUUCCACCUUGGCGUUAGAAAAGGACCUGACGCGGAGCAAGUUAUUAAACAAGAACUGAUCGGGAUAGCUGAGUACGAAAGGGAAGGGCUUGAGAGAGCAAUGAGUGCAGUAGAGAACGACCUAGGCGAUAGCAACUUGAUGGAUGCUUUAAAAGUACUCAUUGAUGUCACAGACCUCUACGGCCAGAUAUAUGUCCAAAGGGAUCUUACGGCCCGAAACAAGUAGCUCUCGAUAGUUAAUAGGGGUUGAGAAAGGGGCUCCUAGGACCUAAGGUACAUAGUCAGAAGGGCUUAAUCGCUUAAGGAUAAUAAAUAAUAAAUAUCCUUGUUAUAGCUUUCUACUGUUCUUCUGCGUAUGCUGUUCUUUCGGAAAUAAUGAAGGAUUGUUCGACCUGGAUAACAAGUCACCGUCUUAUAAAUGAAGCGCGUCACA
Daldinia vernicosa is the source of this 3009-nucleotide messenger RNA. RefSeq names its product Ent-kaurene synthase. The transcript has 5 exons. Gene Ontology annotation, biological process: diterpenoid biosynthetic process. Bases 1 to 2802 code for a protein of 933 amino acids. NCBI's taxonomy places the organism in Eukaryota, Fungi, Ascomycota, Sordariomycetes, Xylariales, Hypoxylaceae. Gene Ontology annotation, molecular function: magnesium ion binding; terpene synthase activity. The record is from RefSeq and is a predicted model, not a curated record.